Caenorhabditis sp. 36 PRJEB53466 is the source of this 2136-nucleotide messenger RNA. Lineage: Eukaryota; Metazoa; Nematoda; Chromadorea; Rhabditida; Rhabditidae. The record is from the annotation of a GenBank genome assembly.
AUGCCGACCGAUCUGAGCGCCGAACAACGGAAAACGCUUGAAGAGGAAGUCAAAAUCCUCGGAGAUGAGAUUCGGAAACUGAAAGCCGAUAAGGCAGAAGAUGUUCUCGUAAGUUUAUUCAGUUCUUACUUUGUCUAAAAGUUACGAAUAAAAUGUACACGCUCUGUCUUCAUUUCCUCCUCAAAAAAAGCGUUUGCAAUCCGCAGUCACUUUCUCAAUUGUAAUUGUUUUUCUCAAUUACAUUUUCGGAUGAUUUCAGUAAAAUGAUUCGCACAAUAGCAAAUAGAUUGGCAUUUUCAUCAGUUUUACUGACGGAACAGACUGUGAAACCGCGGAUUGCAUAUGCUCAAAGAGCAGGAAGAAGGGUGCGGGAGCCAGUGAAAAUGUAGCAAACGUGAGCUGUUUCAGAUCCAAGAGCGACUGAAGAAAAUGAAAGAGAAGAAGGCUGCUCUCGGAAUAGAUGAGAAGCCGGGCAAGUUCGUGCUCAAGACGCCGAAAGGAACCCGCGACUACGGACCGGCUCAAAUGGCGGUCCGCGAGUCUGUGCUCCGAACUGUCACCGAUUCAUUCAAGAAGCACGGAGCAGAGACUAUUGACACGCCCGUCUUCGAGCUCCGUGACGUGCUCAUGGGAAAAUACGGAGAGGAAGGAGGCAAGCUCGUUUACGACUUGCAAGAUCAGGGCGGAGAGCUUCUCUCGAUGCGCUACGACCUGACAGUCCCAUUUGCCCGCUACUUGGCCAUGAACAAAGUGACCAACAUCAAGAGAUAUCACAUUGCGAAGGUCUACCGACGGGACCAACCCGUGAUGACUCGGGGACGUUAUCGUGAAUUCUAUCAGUGUGAUUUCGACAUUGCCGGGCAGUACGACCUGAUGCUUCCGGAAGCCGAGUGCUUAAAAAUUGUUGACGAGGUUCUGGGAGGUAUCGAUAUCGGAGAGUUUUACAUUAACGUAUGGAUCGUUUCUCAAUAUAUUCUGCUGAAUUAUUGUGUUUCAGUUGAACCACCGUUUGAUUCUCGAGGGAAUGUUCUCUGUGUCGGGAAUCCCAGCCAAGGCCUUCAAAACAAUUUGUUCGUCGGUUGACAAGCUUGACAAGACGCCAUGGGAAGAAGUCGAAGAUGAAAUGAUCAAAGAAAAGGGGCUGAACAAAGAGCAGACCACCAAAUUGGGAGAGUUCGUGAGAUUCAGAGGUGCGUUCUUUGCAGGUUUAAUUUCUCCUAUCAUUCACACAUCUCAGAGCUUAACGGCACGCUGAGCAACUUGGAAUUGCUCGAAAAAAUGGGACAACUACCUGAUCUCGGUCAAAAUGACAAGUUCAAGCAGGGAGCUGAAGAACUCAAAGUGCUCAUCGAGUACUGCGACAUCUACGGAGUUCAGUCGGUCCGAUACGAGCCAGCUCUCGCCAGAGGACUCGAUUAUUAUACUGGAGCCAUCUAUGAAGCUGUUGCUCCAAGUAUGCGAAGUUUAUCUUGAUUUUGUUCAUAUUAACUUUUUUCAGAAGCCUUGGAAGGAACCGAAGUUGAAAAGAGCGAGGAAGCCGCUGGUCAACCGGUCGGAGUGGGAUCUGUGGCUGCCGGAGGUCGGUACGAUGGACUUGUCGGAAUGUUCGCUGCCAAAACCAAAGUCCCUUGCGUCGGCGUUUCUUUUGGAAUUGAACGUCUGUUCGCCAUCAAGGAAGCUCGCCAGAAGGCUGCUGAUCAGGCCCUCCGAACUUCUGAGACUGAAGUCUUCGUGGCUUCGGCACAGAAAAAUCUGCUAAAGGAGCGUAUGAAGCUGGUGAAUACACUCUGGUCUGCAGGAAUCAAGGUUAAAAAUAGGCCUAUUUCAAAGUUAAUUGCUCGUUUUCAGACUGAAAUGGCGUACAAGGCGAAUCCGAAGGCGUUAACACAGUUCCAAUACGCCGAAGAGCGACGAAUUCCUCUCGUGAUAAUCAUUGGAGAACGCGAGUUACAGGAGGGAAUUGUCAAGCUGCGUAAUGUGGUGACCAGAGAAGAGAUGGUGAGUGGUUGCAGACAAGGAAGAAAAUCGAUAGAAUCUCACGUCGUCGUCGUUGUUCUCUUGCUCAUCUUGUCUUUUCAGGACGUCUCACUCGAUUCGCUGGUCACAGUCAUUCGGCAAACACUCGCUGCUCCGUAG